UACGAUUCAAUCCUCUCAAAGUUACCCACUCCAACAUAACCUCCAGUUUCCACCCUCUAUAAAUUUCAAAAAUCGGAAAACCACUGUAACCUCAGGAAACAAAAAAGGGGAAGAAGAAUACUCUUCUUUGUGUGACGAGAAAGCCAUGGCGAUUACGAUACCGGAGAAUCUAACCAGAGAGCAGUAUGUGUACAUGGCCAAGUUGGCGGAGCAGGCGGAGCGCUAUGAGGAGAUGGUCCAGUUCAUGGAGAAGUUGGUCGCCAACUGUACUCCGGCCUCCGAGCUCACUGUGGAGGAGCGGAACCUUCUCUCUGUGGCCUAUAAGAAUGUGAUCGGCUCGUUGCGUGCUGCCUGGAGGAUUGUUUCCUCAAUCGAGCAGAAGGAGGAGGGUCGCAAGAACGAGGAGCAUGUCGCGCUUGUUAGAGAGUACAGAUCUAAGGUGGAGACUGAGCUCUCCGCUGUGUGCGCUGGUAUACUGAGGCUGCUUGACUCCAGUCUGAUACCGUCGGCUCCGGCAAGCGAGUCCAAGGUGUUUUACUUGAAGAUGAAGGGGGAUUAUCAUCGCUACUUGGCGGAGUUCAAGAUUGGGGAUGAGAGGAAAUCUGCUGCUGAGGAGACGAUGCUCGCUUAUAAGGCGGCUCAGGACGUUGCAGUUGCUGAUCUAGCUCCAACACAUCCUAUAAGGUUGGGACUGGCACUAAAUUUCUCAGUGUUUUACUAUGAGAUCCUCAAUUCAUCUGAGAAAGCUUGUAGCAUGGCAAAACAGGCCUUUGAGGAAGCCAUUGCUGAGCUGGACACUCUGGGUGAGGAAUCCUACAAGGACAGCACUCUAAUCAUGCAACUGCUGAGGGACAACCUCACUCUCUGGACUUCUGAUGCACAGGAGCAAAUGGAUGAGGCAUAAGCUGUUUGGUUGUUAUGCUUCACCAGGAAGGUGGGCUCAGAUGAUCUGUAUUCAGAUUUUUCAGAGCAGCUGUGUGCAUAAAAUGUAUUGUUAAUGAUAUUUAUGUGUAAUCUCUCUUAGUAGGACCUUAUGAUUUCCAACCAAAAACCUCUCAAACUUGCUUUGAUGUCAAGAAUAUCUAUGUUCUUUUCACAAUCAGCGGAAUUUCCACAUAUUUGGGACUGUGAUGACUGUCUUAUCACUCUUGGUCGUCUCUUGCCAAGGAAUGUGACAUGGGAAUAAGACCAUGCUGAACAGUGUAUUGAUAUGGGGCUUGAAUUUUUUGAAUCUGGACUUGAAUCACAGGGUACUCAAGAUCU
This is a messenger RNA of Rubroshorea leprosula, 1263 nucleotides long. The record is from the annotation of a GenBank genome assembly. Lineage: Eukaryota; Viridiplantae; Streptophyta; Magnoliopsida; Malvales; Dipterocarpaceae.